This is a messenger RNA of Closterium sp. NIES-65, 465 nucleotides long. NCBI's taxonomy places the organism in Eukaryota, Viridiplantae, Streptophyta, Zygnematophyceae, Desmidiales, Closteriaceae. The record is from the annotation of a GenBank genome assembly.
AUGCGAAUGGCGAAAAAUCUCAACUGCAUCUUCUGCGACAUCGCCAGGGGGGUUACUCGGCCGGGUCGUGAGCCGACCACGCUGCUUUACAAGGAUGACUCGUUAGUAGCAUUCCCCGAUAUUAAGCCAGCUGCAUACAAGCACAUCCAGGUGAUCCCCAUCGAGCACAUAGCAACAGUGAACGAUCUCACCCCCAGCGAAGCACAUCGGCAACUAGUGGAGAGCAUGGUGACACUGGGUCAAAAGCUUGUCAGAGAACAUGCACCCGACGCCAAGGAGUACCACUUUGGCUUCCACCGCCCGCCGUUCAACAGUGUCAACCACCUUCACCUGCACUGCUUCGCUCUCCCCUUCCACUCCUGGUUCCACCAGCUGAAGUACACUCCAAGGCUAUUGAUUCCAUUCUUCAUGACACCAGAUGCAUUAUUAGAACGGCUCGGAAAGCCAUCAGCAACAAAUGAAUGA